GGAAACAAGAAGCCAGUAAGAAAACGUGUUGUCAAUCAAAAGCUGGAACAAGAAAAGCACAACAAGGGUCUGAGUCUGGAUCCUCAGAGGAAUCAUCAUCACCAUCAGAACCAGAACCAAAACCAAAACCAAAACCAAGUCUCAACUUCAAGACAUGUAGAAGAAGAAGUAGAGGAAGAAGAAGACCAAGACCAAUCAGAAAAGGAAAAAGAACUGGCCUUUCAUGGACACAACCAUCUAUAUCUCCCACAAGUCCAAGACCAACACCAACUACUGUAUGGAAGAUUAGAUGCACAAAAUCAUCAACAACAACAACAGCCUCCACAGCCCCACAAGAAACGCUCUUACCUACCUUCUUCAUCCUCAUUGGGGCAAAACGUCGAACAUGCGAGAUUGCAAGAAAAAAUGGGAGACACCCAUCAACACCACCAAACAGUAUCGUCAAGAUUGGGUCUAAGAAACGCCGGCGGCGACAUCGUGGAAGUUCACGGAGGCCACAUUGUCCGAUCCACCGGACGGAAAGACCGGCACAGCAAGGUCUGCACCGCGAAAGGCCCGAGGGACCGCCGUGUCCGCCUGUCUGCGCACACGGCGAUUCAGUUCUACGACGUGCAGGACCGCCUCGGCUACGACCGACCCAGCAAAGCUGUCGAUUGGCUCAUCAAAAAGGCCAAGAACUCCAUUGACGAGCUUGCGCAGCUACCCGCGUGGAACCCAACAACUGGUUCAACAGCAAAUGCUAAUUUCGAUCAAGAACAAGCGGUUCAAGCCGCUCAGAAGCAGCGAAAAGAGGAGAACCAAGAUCAGCUUUUUCUUAUCCACCACCAUGACUCUGUGAUGAUGGAUACAGUUGGCGGUUCUUCUUCAACUAGGAGGGCUAUAGCAACUACGAGAUGCGAGAUUCAGAAUCAUCAGCAGCAGCAGCUACAAAUUAGUAGCAACCACAACGAGAAUAGCUCGAGUUUCUUGCCGCCGUCUCUGGAUUCCGAUUCCAUCGCCGACACGAUCAAGUCUUUCUUCCCAAUGGGUGCUUCGGCGGAGCCGAAUUCGUCGGCGAUGCAGUUUCCGAACUUUCCACCGCCCGAUUUGCUGUCGAGAAUGAGCAGUCAGAACCAAGAUCUGAGGCUCUCGCUUCAAUCCAUUCAGGACCCAAUUCUUAUCCAACACCACCACCACCACCACCACAACCAAGCGUCUCAACAUCAGAACCACCAAAACGAGCAAGCCCUUUUCUCUGGAGCCACCACCCAACUGGGUUUUGAUGGGUCUGGCUGGUCUGAGCACCAGUCGGCGGAGAUUGGGAGGUUUCAGAGAAUGGUUGCUUGGAAUAGUACCGGUGGAGACGCCGAGAACAGUGGUGGUGGAGGAGGAUUUAUCUUUAAUUCGCCGCCAACGUCGCCGUUGCUGCAGCCGUUGUUCGGCCAGAACCAGAUGUUUUCUCAGAGGGGACCCCUUCAGUCCAGUAACACACCUUUGGUUCGUGCUUGGAUAGACCCGUUUUCCAUUUCUACCACCACCACCACCGCACAUCAGCACCACCACCAUCAAACACUUCAGGUCCAUCCAUCAUCCAUGUCCGGCAUUGGGUUCGCCCCAGGAGGCGAAUUCUCCGGAUUUCGGAUCCCAGCACGAAUUCAAGGUGAAGAAGAGGAACACGAUGGCAUUUCCAAUCAGCCAUCUUCUGCUUCCUCUGACUCUCGCCAUUGAGUGAGCUUAAAGACUAAAACUCUCUCUCUCAAGCAGAACUCAAUCCAUUAUCAACUACAGCAACCUAGAAUUUGCUUGUAUGCUGCUAUUGCUGUUAGCAGGCAAGGGAGAGAGAUUUUGGUCUGUUCAAUCAAUGGCCGCUACAGUGGGAAGAAGAAAUCUGAGUGUAUUUCAGGUUUUUUUUAGUUCCCGGUUUGCUUCAAUUUUAGUUAUUUAUGUUUUAAUUUGCUGUUGAAAUGUGCUCUUGGAGCUCAACUUUGUUAUAUUCUACGUUGGAUUGCUUUGCUUUAA
Messenger RNA from Cornus florida, 1998 nucleotides. RefSeq names its product transcription factor TCP4-like. Lineage: Eukaryota; Viridiplantae; Streptophyta; Magnoliopsida; Cornales; Cornaceae. The transcript has 2 exons. The annotation marks the transcript as partial. The record is from RefSeq and is a predicted model, not a curated record. Gene Ontology annotation, cellular component: nucleus. Gene Ontology annotation, biological process: regulation of secondary shoot formation. Gene Ontology annotation, molecular function: sequence-specific DNA binding; DNA-binding transcription factor activity.